Messenger RNA from Candidula unifasciata, 706 nucleotides. The record is from the annotation of a GenBank genome assembly. NCBI's taxonomy places the organism in Eukaryota, Metazoa, Mollusca, Gastropoda, Stylommatophora, Geomitridae.
AUGACGACCGCUAACAGAGCCACCCCUCGGUCCCCAGGACGUACACCGCCGUUUAUUUUAGUUGGCUUAUUGGUGAUUCUUGGCUUUUUGGCGUUCAGUUACUGGCGCCUUUCCAGUACCAACAGCCAGUUGUCUGCUGAGUUAGAAAGUCUCGAGAUCCAAAAGAAAGAAAUCGACAAGAAGAACGCAGAUGUUGAAAAAAAUAUAGAAAGUGCAAACGAAGAAUUGCGUUCAACACAAGGUAAACUUGAACAGCUACGAAAAUCUGCUGAGGAUAAGGAUGCUGAAAUUAAAAACCUGAAGGCGGAUUUGAGUUCUAAACAAGCUGAUAUAGAUAAAACGAAGAAUCUUUUGAGCCAGUGUGAUGCAAGUGUUGCAGAGCAGAAAAGCAGCUUGGAAACACUGAAAAAUGAGAAAGCAGAGCUGGAGAAACAAUUAAAUGAGGCAAAACAGAACCACCCUGUUUGUGAUAUUGCAGGCUGCACUGCUCCCAUCAGGGAAGUCCUGAAUGUUGCUGCAAAGUUAGUUGGCUCUGAUGCUUUAGGAAAAGUUUUAACUGAAGCUAAAUUUGAUGCAGGAAAGCUACUGGAAGGGAUUCAAGUUCCUGCACCUCAGGAAGUUAAAGUAGAGGAGCCAAAAAAGGAUGAGCCUCAAAAACAGCAAGCCCAAAAUCCUGCCGAUGUAAAGCAGCAGAAUGCCCCCGUCG